UCGACUUUUGUGCUGCAAAAGGUGGCCCUUGUAGACAUGCCUCCCAAACGUGGCAAGGCAGCAGCCGGCAAAGCAGCAGCGGCAGCAGCAGCGGCACCAAAGAAACGCGCCUCGAAAUUAGCCAAAGAGAACGACAUCACCGCCGACCAAGAAAAUGAAAUACUUGAAGCCUUCGCUCUAUUCGCCGUGACGGAUGACUCGGACUACUCGGACGAGAAAGAAGGAGUUCUACGAACAGAAGAUGUACGACGCUGCCUCAUCGCCUUGAACACACCACCCACCUCGGCAGCAGAGCUGUCUGAGAUACUCGAAGCAGUGGACCCGGAAGAGAGUGGGUUUGUCACAUAUGCACAUUUUGUCGCCGUCGCUGCACUCAAGCUUCAUGCAAGACACAACGAUCCCGAGCAACAAAACGAGGAAGUCGACGCGGCUUUUACGCUAUUUACACGCGGAGAAGGCGACUUCAUCACGUUAGCCCAUCUCAGACGUGUCGCUCGCGAGCUCAGAGAAGACGUUCCUGACAAGAUGCUAAGAGACAUGAUCAAGGAGGCCACGAGUGGAGGUGGUCCUGUUGUUGGAAGAGAGGACUUUGAGGGCGUGAUGAGAAGAGCUGGUGUCUUCGGUUGAUCGCCUGACAAAGACAAGGAAGAAAGAGGGAGGGUCUGGUUUGCUUUGCUAUGCGCAUUUCGUCGCAAAAUACCCCAUUUUAGCAGGAGUUCAUGGUAUGCAUCUAUUUCGUUGUCUCCACGAGAGCUCAAAGUCAUUCCUCGAUCUAUUAUCACAUACCACUUGAAGACUCUGAUUGAGGAUUGCUUCUGUGUCCCAAACUCGAGUAAAAUGUCCUUCUAUAGCUAACUCCAGGUUGUAGGACUUACCGUGAUCUCUCAAUUAUGUGUGCUUGACCACUCUCUGUACCAGUC
Molecule: messenger RNA, 920 nt
Organism: Aureobasidium subglaciale EXF-2481
Lineage: Eukaryota; Fungi; Ascomycota; Dothideomycetes; Dothideales; Saccotheciaceae
Exons: 2
Coding region: 37-627 (196 amino acids)
Biological process (GO): spindle pole body duplication
Cellular component (GO): mitotic spindle pole body; half bridge of spindle pole body
Molecular function (GO): calcium ion binding; microtubule binding
Source: RefSeq, a predicted model, not a curated record